AUGUUAAAGAAGAUGUUAAAGAAGCUAAGGAUGUCACUGAACCUGUCAAGGAUUCUGAACCUGUUUCGGUCAAGGCAGAAGUGCCAGAAGUUGAAGCUCCUGUCUCUGAGAAGUCAGCAACUUUCCAAGUUGAAGAGCCUGAACAAGUUCAGCAAAUUUCUGAAAAAGCUGUGGAAGAGGCUGAACAAGCCACUCCUGCCGUACCUGUUCCUUUCAGCUCUGAAGGAGAAUGUGAGUGAGGAUGUUGCGGCGAUUUCUCCAGCAGUGGAAAAACAAAAUGAAGAGGAAGAAGCUCCAGAAACCGAAACUAAGGGAGAAGAAAAAGAAGAAGCCGAAGCCAGCAACGACGAAGGUGCUGAUGAAGACGAAGAAGGUGAGGGUGAAGAAGAUGCUGAGGCUGAAGAUGGUCUUGAUCUUUCUCAAUUCUUCCAGCGUUUGCAGGAAGUCAAGCCUAUUGAGGACCCUUACUCCAUGACCUAUCCAGAACCAUUUACUGGUGUCGAUCCAAAGUGGAAGAGCGAAAAGGCAUUCAGAUACGAUCCUCAAUUUUUGAUUCAGUUCAAAGAUGUGGUUCAAUUCCCCAUAGAUGAAGAGUUCAAAAACAAGUUGGAAAGUUUGGGCAUCACUGCUGGCAGAAAGGCACCCCAGGGUGCUCGUGGUGGCCUGAAUCGGUUUGGUGCUGGAGGAGCACGUUUUGGACCUGGAAUGGGUAACAGAGGCCAAUUUUCUGACCCAAGACAAAACUCCAGAAACGGCUCACGCAGAAGAGGAGGAAGCAGUGGUGGUCCAUCGAGAGAUAAGUCUACGAGAAGGGGUGCACCUUCUAGAAGAGGUGGACGUGAUCACAAAGAUGAUGGAAUCACCAUUCCUCCAGAGGAGAUUAAGCCAUUGGAGAAGAGUACUAAUAGAUGGGUUCCUAAGCCAAGAGGAGCUAAGGCCGAGGUCAAACUUGCUCCAGAUGGCACAGAAAUUUAUUCUGAGGAGGAUAUUGAAAGAAAGGUCAAGUCUCAAUUGAACAAAUUGACACUUGAGAUGUUUGAGCCUAUUUCGGACGCUAUUCUCAAGUUGGGUGACCAAUCCAAAUGGGAAGACGAUGCUAAAACUGUCAGACAGAUCAUAUCGCUUACGUUUGCCAAAGCUUGUGAUGAGCCUUAUUGGUCGUCUAUGUACGCUCAAUUCUGUGCCAAGAUGUGUACUCAAAUGAGCGAUGAAAUCAAGGAUGUCAAUAUUCGCCUCAAGAGUGGAGAUUGUGCCAGAGGAGGUGACUUGGCUAGAAGAAUUUUGUUGACCACUUGUCAGACCGAAUAUGAGAAGGGAUGGAGUGACAAGUUGCCCACGAAUGAAGACGGUACACCAAUUGAGCCUGAAAUGAUGUCUGACGAAUAUUAUGCCAUGGCUGCUGCCAAGAGAAGAGGUCUUGGAUUGGUCAAGUUCAUUGGUCACUUGUACAUCUUGAACAUGUUGAACGAUCAAGUGAUCUUGCUUUGUUUGAGAGACCAGUCGAGUAACGUCAAGGAUCCUUCUGAGGACAGUUUGGAGAACUUGGCGCAAUUGGUCAACACCGUCGGUGCUCGGUUGGAAACCACCGAGAAGAACAGAGCCGUGCUCAAUAUUGUGUUCGACAACAUUCAGACCAUCUUGGACAACUGCAAAUUGUCGUCAAGAAUCAAGUUCAAAUUGAUGGACUUGCAAGAUUUGAGAGCUUCGAAGUGGAAAUCUGCCAAGGCUGACGCCGGACCAAAGACCAUUCAGGAGAUCCACGAAGAUGCAGAAAUCAAGAAGUUGGAGGAUGAAAGGGCUGCGAUUGAAAGAAGGCGAAAGAACAAGACUGAGUCUCGGUCCAACUCGAGCAAAAUGGGAUCUUCUUGGGGCAGUUCUCCUGCUCUCAAAAAGGAUCCUCGGGCAACCAAGGACUCACGAGGGUUUACUGCGGUUCAACCUCGUUCUCAGUCGUCUAGACAAAAUCUUGCAUCACCAGUGGACAGUGCCAAUACCACCGGCAACACGGUGUCUCCUCGGGAGAACUCCAAGCGUAGUGAGUCGAUUCAAAGCGCUGCAAAUAUGUUUGCUGCUUUGGGAGGAGAGGAAGAUGACUAG
Messenger RNA from Meyerozyma guilliermondii ATCC 6260, 2097 nucleotides. RefSeq lists its product as uncharacterized. Lineage: Eukaryota; Fungi; Ascomycota; Pichiomycetes; Serinales; Debaryomycetaceae. The record is from RefSeq and is a predicted model, not a curated record. The transcript has a single exon. Gene Ontology annotation, molecular function: translation initiation factor activity; protein binding; mRNA binding. Gene Ontology annotation, cellular component: eukaryotic translation initiation factor 4F complex. Bases 1 to 2097 code for a protein of 698 amino acids.